Molecule: messenger RNA, 1859 nt
Organism: Gastrolobium bilobum
Lineage: Eukaryota; Viridiplantae; Streptophyta; Magnoliopsida; Fabales; Fabaceae
Product: pyrophosphate--fructose 6-phosphate 1-phosphotransferase subunit beta
Exons: 16
Coding region: 1-1692 (563 amino acids)
Biological process (GO): photosynthesis; fructose 6-phosphate metabolic process; response to glucose
Cellular component (GO): cytosol
Molecular function (GO): diphosphate-fructose-6-phosphate 1-phosphotransferase activity; 6-phosphofructokinase activity; ATP binding
Source: RefSeq, a predicted model, not a curated record
AUGGCACCAUUUCUAGUACCUAACGGUGGAUUCGCCCACGGUUCACUCACCGGUCGAUUCGCCUCCGUAUACAGUGAGGUCCAAAGCAGCCGUGUGGACCACGCGCUCCCUCUUCCCUCAGUUCUCAAAAAGCCUUUCACCAUUGUCGAUGGUCCCCAAAGCUCUGCUGCUGGGAAUCCAGAUGAGAUCGCGAAGCUGUUUCCGCAUUUGUUCGGUCAGCCUUCAGCAAAGUUGGUUCCGAGCGAUUCGCACUUGGUGCAGCCCGAUCACAAGCUGAAGAUUGGUGUGGUUCUCUCUGGAGGCCAGGCUCCUGGAGGUCACAACGUCAUUUCUGGAAUCUUCGAUUACCUGCAAGAGCGCGCAAAAGGAAGCACAUUGUAUGGUUUCAGAGGUGGUCCUGCUGGCAUCAUGAAGUGCAAAUACGUUGAACUCACCUGUGACUAUAUUUAUCCUUACAGAAAUCAGGGUGGCUUUGACAUGAUUUGCAGUGGGAGGGACAAGAUUGAAACUCCAGAGCAGUUUAAACAAGCUGAAGAAACAGCACAGAAGCUAGACUUGGAUGGGCUUGUUGUUAUUGGUGGAGAUGACUCAAACACAAAUGCAUGCCUCCUUGCUGAGAACUUCAGGAGCAAAAACUUGAAGACACAUGUGAUUGGAUGCCCUAAAACCAUUGAUGGUGAUUUGAAAAGCAAAGAAGUUCCCACAAGUUUUGGGUUUGAUACUGCAUGCAAGAUAUAUGCAGAAAUGAUUGGAAAUGUUAUGAUAGAUGCCCGGUCAACUGGAAAAUAUUACCAUUUUGUGCGGCUUAUGGGGCGUGCAGCUUCACACAUUACGCUAGAAUGCGCUUUACAAACUCAUCCAAACAUUACUAUUAUUGGAGAAGAGGUUGCUGCAAAGAAGCUGACGCUGAAAAAUGUCACAGACUAUAUUGUAGAUGUUAUUUGUAAAAGAGCUGAAAUUAAUUAUAACUAUGGGGUCAUUCUUAUCCCUGAAGGUCUAAUUGAUUUCAUUCCUGAGGUCCAGCAUCUUAUUGCAGAACUCAAUGAAAUUCUUGCCAAUGAUAUUGUGGAUGAGGGUGGGUUAUGGAAGAAGAAACUCACUGAUCAGUCAUUGAAGCUUUUUGAUUUAUUACCUCAAGCAAUCCAAGAACAAUUGAUGCUUGAAAGAGAUCCACAUGGAAAUGUUCAGGUUGCCAAGAUAGAAACAGAGAAAAUGCUUAUUCAAAUGGCUGAAACUGAGUUGGAGAAGAGAAGGCAAGAAGGCAAAUAUAAAGGCUUAUUUAGAGGGCAGUCUCACUUUUUCGGUUAUGAAGGGAGAUGUGGUUUGCCAACUAAUUUUGAUGCUACUUAUUGCUAUGCUCUGGGUUAUGGUGCUGGCGCCCUCCUUCAUAGUGGGAAGACUGGACUAAUAUCAUCAGUUGCGAAUUUAUGUGCUCCAGUUGAAGAAUGGGUUGUUGGUGGAACUGCACUCACCUCACUGAUGGAUGUGGAGAGGAGACACGGUAAAUUCAAGCCUGUGAUCAAGAAGGCAAUGGUGGAGCUUGAAGGGGCACCCUUCAAAAAGUUUGCCUCCUUGAGGGACGAAUGGGCACUGAAGAAUUGCUACAUCAGUCCAGGUCCAAUUCAGUUCACUGGCCCAGGAUCCGAUGCAGUUAGCCACACUCUACUCUUGGAGCUUGAAGCACAAGCUUAGGCGUACUAUGAGGUCCUUGUUUUGACGGUGGCAAUUCAUGUUGUUGUUUGGGAUCUUGCAAAUAUAUUUGAUCUGAGACAAGCUAGGGUUUUUGUGUACUUUAGAAAUUUACCCUUUCGCUGGUUGAGGUGCAUGAAUUGAUAAACUCUUAUGUUGCAUUCUGGCAU